Molecule: messenger RNA, 2219 nt
Organism: Phycodurus eques (leafy seadragon)
Lineage: Eukaryota; Metazoa; Chordata; Actinopteri; Syngnathiformes; Syngnathidae
Gene: mul1
Product: mitochondrial E3 ubiquitin protein ligase 1b
Exons: 5
Coding region: 95-1147 (350 amino acids)
Biological process (GO): organelle organization; protein ubiquitination
Cellular component (GO): mitochondrion
Molecular function (GO): ubiquitin-protein transferase activity
Source: RefSeq, a predicted model, not a curated record
CACAUCAGCAACAUCGUCACUAGUUGAAGGUUUGUUGACAAAGCUUCUUUGAUUGUAAGACACCGUGACCUCAAUUUGGACGCGCAUAUGCAUCAUGGACUGGAAUCCCUCAGCUGUGCAGGUUGUCCUCUUGGCUACCAGCUCGGCCCUUACAGCCGUCUUCUACAAUGUGUACAGGAACAGAGCAGCAACAGUGACCAAAAUAAAGGAAGCCAAGAAAGUUUCCAUUGACCAGGAUUUGAAAAUUAUCCUGUCAGAAACACCUGGUAGAUGUUUCCCUUAUGCAGUCAUCGAGGGUGUCGUGAGGUCUGUGAAGGAAAGUCUCAACAGUCAGUUCCUUGACAACUGCAAAGGUGUCAUUGAGAGACUGACUUUGAAGGAGGAGAAAAUGGUGUGGAACAAUGCCACUCACCUGUGGAGCAACACUCAGAAAGUCAUCCACCAGCGCACCAACACCGUUCCAUUUGUGCUCGGCCCCCACGAUGAUGACAUCACUGCCACUGUACGUAUCAUGCGGCCGCUUGAGGCUGCAGAGUUGAAUCUAGAGACCACGUAUGAGAAUUUUCACCCAGCAGUACAGUCCCUGUCCAGCGCUAUUGGCAACUUCAUUAGUGGUGAGCGACCCAAAGGCAUUCACGAAACAGAGGAGAUGUUGCGCGUGGGAGACAGUGUCACAGGCGUAGGCGAGCUGGUGCUGGACAACAACAUCAUUAAGCUCCAGCCCCCGAAGGACGGCUUCUCUUAUUUCCUCACUCGCCUGGACUACGACGGUCUCCUGAGGAAGCAGGAGAGAGAUGUCAGACUGUGGCGGAUUCUGACUGUGAUCGCCGGCGUCGCUGCCUGUUCCACCUUCUUCUACCUUCUAUGGAAACAGUAUGUGUGCCACAGACAGAGGAAGCGUGUGAAGCGCAUGCUUCAAGAGUUGGACGAGCAAGAGAGGAAAAACAAGGGGGACCAAAAUGUGGAGGAAAGCGGCGUGCAGUCCAGCAGGUGCACCGUGUGUUUGUACCAGGAGCGUUCCUGCGUCUUUCUGGAGUGUGGUCAUGUGUGCACGUGCACGAGAUGCUACGAGGCUCUGCCAGAGCCAAAGAAAUGUCCCAUCUGCAGGGCAACUAUAGACAGGAUGGUGCUCAUUUACAAUAUCUAAAGAUAAAUGUGGUCCAGCUUGCAUCACGCUGACCCUUUUGUUCAAACUUUAUGUUCAACCAUCCUUACGUUUUCAUGGCUGUGGGCACCUGACUAAAUUGUCUUGAAUGAUUGUUUUGUAUUAUAUUUUUGAGGGAAUGGGAGAAUGUUUGAAGUUUUUUAACUCAUUUUAUGAUCAUUUUAUGAUAGCAAAAAAGGCACAAAUGGGCAAAGUACUUUAACCAAUAUAAGUAUGCAGUAAUGCAUUAAUACUUAUCAGUGACGGGAGUGUGCCAAUGCUGUGACAGAUCUCCAAAGAUCCAUACAGCAAUAAUGACACAACAGAGAUUUGCAAAACGGCAGAGUGGCACUAUAAACUUCAAGUUAACUGAAGUAAUUGGCAAGGGAAAAGAAGCUGUUCAAAUGUCUGCUGGUUUUGGUGUGCAGUGUUUUUAAUAGCGCCUACCAGAGGGAAUGGUGGUGUCCAGGGUGGGAUGAGUCAGGAUUUUGCCUGCCAGCUUCAUUUUUCGUGUCACAUUGAGCAGUUGACUUUCCUGAAAGAGUUGCCUGCAGCUCAGCUUCCUAAUAAUUGGCUUCCUAAUUUUCUCUCUCUCUUUCGACCGUGAGCUGGUUGAGCCUUAAUUAGUGAGCUGUUUUUUUUUUGUUUUCCCCCCUCAAUUGAUUGAAGACAGUAUUUUUAAUUGUCAAUCAGUUAAACAUAUUAAUUUUGGGGGGAGCGUGGAAGUCCAUUUUUGAAUCAACUUACCAAAACUAUGGCUGAAGAGAGAGCUAAAAUUAUUUAAGCCAUUUACCCUUUUUCCAAAAUCACGAUACCUUGGUGGUAUAAAAAGGAGUUUACUUGUGGUGCCACUGGGAAAAGGGAAGACCAACCUGAAGUACGUGUGACGUAAUGGCAAAGCGGGCCAGACAGACAGCUUCACAAUCACGUCUGGCCACAAUCAUGUCAGCAUAAUUUCCUUCCUCUGGUUGGUUGACGCAAGCCAAGUUUGAUCAGCAAAACACCUCUUUAGUGAUCUGCGCAUAUGAAUAUUGAAUACAAUAAAUAAAUAACAAUUUUUGGUGAGUAUGCCGUA